AUGUGUGCCUCGGAGAUGGCCGGCGCGUCAUUUUUGGAUAGGAUGGUUUCCCAGCUUCGGUCGACAUCCAAGUACUACACUGGAUAUCCCAAGGAUCUAGGGCCAUCAAGAAUCAUACCGUUCACAUCAGAGCGUCAGUUUGUGCAGCUAUUACAUGAAGGACGGCCUGUAGUUGUGGCCUUUACCAUUAAGUGCACUUAUACACAGCAUCUUGACAAAGUACUGGAGGAAGCUGCUGCUGCAUUUUAUCCUCAUAUAAAGUUUGUUCGGGUGGAAUGCCCAAAGUAUCCUGGGUUUUGCCUCACGAGGCAAAAGACUGAGUAUCCAUUUCUUGAAGUAUUUUACAACCCAGAACAGGCUGCUAACCCAGGUAAGAUGGUGGAUCCGAGCAUCACGAAAUACUCUGCAAAAGUCCUACCUUUCAACUAUGACCAGAGCGUGUAUGGAUUUCGAGAGUAUUUUAACAAGUACGGGUUCAAGUAUUCCGAAGCAAACUAG
Triticum turgidum subsp. durum (durum wheat) is the source of this 498-nucleotide messenger RNA. The record is from the annotation of a GenBank genome assembly. Lineage: Eukaryota; Viridiplantae; Streptophyta; Magnoliopsida; Poales; Poaceae.